This is a messenger RNA of Onthophagus taurus, 1747 nucleotides long. It is a transcript of the gene nesd, whose product is annotated as SHC binding and spindle associated nessun dorma. The record is from RefSeq and is a predicted model, not a curated record. NCBI's taxonomy places the organism in Eukaryota, Metazoa, Arthropoda, Insecta, Coleoptera, Scarabaeidae. Gene Ontology annotation, biological process: spermatogenesis; male meiosis cytokinesis.
UUCAAAAAGUUUUGUCAGUUACAAAAUCGGUUCCUCUUCACGUUCUUAAGCGUUAAAUAAUUUAAUAAUCAUGGAAGAUGUUAUUGUGUACGAUAAAAGUCUUCAUCAACGUCUCCAAGAAUACUUAGACAUCUUCAGUAGUUGCAAUUUACCUGUUGCGCAAAUACAAAAAGUUUGGUCCACUUAUUUAGAGUUAAUGUUGGAUCCCAACGGCUGGCAGGCGAUUUGGAAGAUUUGCAGGACAACGUGCGAGUCGUUAAAGAUCUCAUUUCCUACUUUAGUCCUAGUUUACGUUAAAGAUGUAGAUGUGGAAACACAUAGCGCUUACAUUGAAAUUUUUGCGGUUCAAGAUGAUAUAGAUUUGCCUAAAGAACACUUGGUGCCUUUAAAACAUUUAUAUCCAAUGAAAGAACAAGCGAAAACGGUGGCCCUAAACAUGGAAUCAACUGCAAACGCCCUCGAUUUAUUUAGAUUUUUUUAUAACAAUUUAAUAGUCCCAUGGGAUUUUGAAGAAGAUGAUACCACUUCAGAUUGGGUUCGUAAACAUUUAGAGAACCGUUUGAGAUUAUAUUAUGAUAUGAAAAACGGAAUUAUUCAACGUCCUAUUGCUGAGUAUAUUCGAGCAUUGUUUAUUGAAGCUCGUCGAUUACAAACGAGAAAAGAACAAAUUGAGGCUGAAUUAGAAGAGGAAGAUGUUGAUCCUGAUUCGGUAGAAGAUGAACGUGUUCAACAACUUGUUGAAUGGCAUGUUAGAAUAAUGAGAAUAAAAGGAGAAAUUGAUAUAUUAGAAAAUCCUUUAUUAAGAGGUGUUGUGAUAAAACAAAUGGAAAGAGAGCUAAUUAAAACAAAUUCUGAUGAAUCUCCAACAACUUGGCUUAUAACUCAAGUGAAAAAAACUAAAGAAUAUUUAGAAUUAAUCCAAGAAAUCGAUAAUUUACUCCCGAAUGAACCAUUAAAAAUUUCUUACAACUUCACAAAUACAUUGGACUCUUUAAAAUCUUCUGAAAAAAUCCUUUUAAAUAAAUCAACUCACCAUUUAGAAAGUGUAGGAAAAAUUAUGUGGGGUGGUCAAAUUAAAGGAAUUUCAACCCCAGAAUCAACAAUAAUAACAUCAGGAAGUGAUGAUAUUGCAUUAGAUUUUUUGGGAGAAGUUAUUUUGGAAAAUUUAACUAUAAAAACGAAAAAAUCCCAAUGUGCUAUUCUAGUACGUUGGGGAAAUGUAACACUUAGAAAUUGUAAACUAAUCGGAAAUCAUCAAGGGAUUAUCGUGCUAAACGAAUGUCAACUUACCUUGGAAAAUUGCGAAUUCCGAGGAUUUUCAACUGCUUUAGUUGGAAAUUCAGGUUCAAAAAUCAAUAUGAAAGAGAUUGAAAUACAUGAUGUUGAUUUUGGAAUGAAAAUUUAUGAAGGUUGUGCUUUAAAAAUCGAAAAGAGUAAUUUCUCUUAUUGCAGAGAGUAUGGGUUAAGUGUUGAAACAACAAAGUUGGUUAAUGCCCAUCAAAUUUGCAACUUUGAGAUUUUAAAAGAAUUAUCAAAUGUUAAAUUGAAUGAUGUUUUUGGACAUCAAAAUGGUAAAGGAGAUGUUAGUUUAAAUAGAAUGGCUAAAUUGAUGUCUGUAAAAGAUUUAUUUAAUGAUUUACAAUCGGAUGAGAUGGAAAGUGAAGUUGAAGAUGAAACUUUAAAUAAUUCCGUUAUUCAUGUGGUAAAUUAAAAAUUAUAUUUUUUAUGAUUAUUUUUUUAUAAUCAC